Molecule: messenger RNA, 2769 nt
Organism: Clarias gariepinus (North African catfish)
Lineage: Eukaryota; Metazoa; Chordata; Actinopteri; Siluriformes; Clariidae
Gene: ccpg1
Product: cell cycle progression 1
Exons: 10
Coding region: 166-2598 (810 amino acids)
Cellular component (GO): membrane
Source: RefSeq, a predicted model, not a curated record
UAGGCAGUGUUGAUGUUUUGAGGCGUGUGUCACCUAACACACAGAGAAAGAGAGAGAGACUCUGCACUGAGGACAUUGUCUUUUACUUUUUUUCCUUUCUAGCUGCUGUGGACAAACACGUCCUUUAUCUUAUAAAGCUCAGAGGCGUGGCUUACGCUCUGCAGCAUGUCCGAAAGCUCGAGCGACACCGAGUCCUCAUGCGGCUGGACUGUUAUCAGCAACGAGGGCUCGGACAUCGAGACUCUGGGACACGACGUCGGGGUGGAUUACGAUCCAGAGGAGACGGCCGGAGCUUCUGCACCCGAGCUGCUUGUUUCUUCACUAGCCGAGGAUGCAGAUGUGGUGGAGGAAGCCUGUUUGGACGUCACGAUUAAAGCGGACGAGGCAGUGCUGGAAGCCAGGCCUGCGCGACAGGCUGUAAAGGAGACGGGUCUAGACGACCAUGUGCAUCUCUGCUCCUCCAGCGAUUACUCUGACAUCGUCACCCUCGGCGACACCCGGGAGGUGGAGCUCGGGGUGUGGGAGGAGCCUGUCGCUAGGGAGGAUGAGAUAACUGGGAUCGAGGAGCUCUACUUGGGGACGUCGUCAAGCAGCCAGUACACAUUCAGUGCCUCGGAGAUGAGUUUCCCAGCGGAUUGUGGCACACGCAGAGGCUCCAGCAGCUCCAGCACGGAGGACGAGGACGCCGAGACCAAGACCAGCCCGGGGGUGGUUCGGAGGCGCAGGGUGAAGAGGAACACGGCUGGCUCGGAGCCGGACGAACAGAAGGAGAAAGAGGAGGAUGGAGAUGGCGGUCAUGACGUGGAGGACGAGGCGGUGCUGGAUGCUGAGGAGCAGAGAGAAGCUCGUGUCCAUCACCAGCGACAGAACAGCGGAACCCUGAACAAGUGCAUUGUCCUCGCCCUCGUCGUAGCCAUCAGCAUGGGCUUUGGACAUUUCUACGGCACGGUGCAGGUCCAGGAAAGGCAUCGUCAGGUGGAGAAGACGCUAGUGACCGAGCUAAGUGACAUCGGCAAGGCUCAAAGGCAAGAUUUACUCUUACUGCUUCAGCAGGCCAAGACUGAGAUGGAUUCUCGUCAAAAGCACCUCACAUCCGAGAACCGGGCACUGAAGAGCACUCUGGAACGAGAGGAGGCAUCUCUCUUGAUCCUGCAGGACGAGCUACGGCGUCUCCGUACUCAGAUCCGUGAACUUGAGGAAAAAAGAGCCGAUGCUGACUCGAUCCUGUCUGAAAACCAACGCCUGAAAGACCACCUCCUUGUGGAGAAGCAGAGGAUCCAGGGCUACCUCAGCCAUAAGGAGGCACUUAUGGCAGAGGCUCAGGUUCUUCGAAAGGAGCUUGAUGAGGAAAGGAAAGUGACGGAUAAGCUAAGGAAGGAGCUGGAAGAGCUGAGCCAACAACAUCCUGGGAUGCAAGGGGAUGGCGCGGUCGAUCCCGGGACUCUAGAACUCCUGGCUCGACUUCAGGACCUGGAGAAGAAGCUGAGAUUUGAGCAGCAGCGAUCUGACCUGUGGGAACGACUGUAUGUGGAAUCAAAGGAAGACCGAGCCAAAGGGGACACUCAACCCAAGACCAAGAAAUCCAAAGAAGGGAUGCUCGGAAAGGUCAAGGCGACAUUUGAUGCCGUUAAGAACUCAACCAAAGAGUUCGUCCACCACCACAAAGAGCAGAUCAAGAAAGCCAAGGAAGCCGUCAAGGAGAACCUAAGGAAGUUUUCUGACUCUGUCAAAUCUACAUUUAGGCAUUUGAAGGACUCCACAUCUAAUGCAUUUGAGAGACUCAGAAGGCCACAGGACAAAAGAUUUAACGAGAGAAAAACGGAGCAGCAAGAAUUCCGGCAAGCCGGUUUCAAAGAAGAACAGAACACACGUUCAGCAGACGAACAUUGGCGACACCAUCGGCCCAUGCACCAACAUCCUCGAAAAUCCACAGUGGACUCUUCUUUCCAGGCAGACCGCAACACGCGUAAAACAAGUGCUCAUAAGCAGCAAAGCACCAUGGGAUGCAAAUCAGUGCCUAAAGGAUGCACUGGCGUCUUCGACUGCGCCUACCAAGAAUCCAUGAGCCUCUUCAACAAGGCCAUGGAGCCCAUAAGGGCGGACGAGUUCCACCAGCUCCUGCGCAGCUACCUGCAGCAGGAAGUGGGUCAUUUCCACCACUGGAGGGAGCUCGAUAGCUUCAUCAACAGCUUCUUCCGGAACGGACUCUUUAUUCAUGAUCAGAUGCUGUUCACGGACUUUGUCAGUGGAGUAGAAGACUACUUGGUGGACAUAGACGAGUACCAGGACGACGAUGUUGGCGUUUUUGAAGAUCUGGACGAUUACAUAUACAAGCACUUCUUCGGAGAGACUUUAUCAGGACAGAAUGGUCGUUACGGUCCAAGUCGACCUUUUGAAGGCAAACCGAAGGGGGAGUGCCAACAACAACUACACCAACAACAACAGCAUCAGCAGCAGCAGCAGCAACGAAAGAACCAGCAUUCACGUCCUUUGCCUCCUCGAGACAGGAAGUGGGCUCGGUCGGGGCGGAGCUCCGACAGACACUUUGCUGAAGUCAAAAUAGAGCUCGGGCCCAUGCCGUUCGAUCCGAAAUACUAGCAGACGUUUUUUUUAAUGUUAAUUGUUUCUAUUGUAGCUCUUAGAUUUGAAAAUGAGUGGCUGUUAUUGCGAGAAAAAAAGAAAAAAAAAUUAAUAAAAGGUGCAUUCAAGUUCAUGUCACCAUUCUAGCAACAUAAAUUACAAUAAAACUUAAACAUAUUCAGAAAUGAA